Messenger RNA from Pimephales promelas (fathead minnow), 2233 nucleotides. RefSeq names its product cytosolic thiouridylase subunit 2 homolog (S. pombe) (gene ctu2). NCBI's taxonomy places the organism in Eukaryota, Metazoa, Chordata, Actinopteri, Cypriniformes, Leuciscidae. Gene Ontology annotation, biological process: tRNA wobble position uridine thiolation. Gene Ontology annotation, molecular function: sulfurtransferase activity; tRNA binding. The record is from RefSeq and is a predicted model, not a curated record. Gene Ontology annotation, cellular component: cytosol.
GUCUCUUACGUCAUCAAAAGGGGUCAGGAAAAUUCUCUAGACUGUCACACGUGAAAACAAGCUUCUACGAAAUAUGUGUGAUUUUGACUAUUCUUUUAAAUAAGUUUUGAGAGGAUCUGUCGCUUUUAAACAGACUCGUAUCGUUGGACGAGUGACAUCGUGUGUUUCCUUUCAUAGAGUCUGUGAGUUUGAAGCCGUCAUGUGUGAAGUUGAGGAGGAUUAUAAUGGUCUGGAGUGUAAACAGGAGAAGAGACCUGUGCCGACGCCGGACAGGAAGUGUAUGAAGUGUAAGGAGGGAACUGCCGUGCUCAUCAUUCGUGUCAGUGAUGCGUUUUGCCGGUCCUGCUUCAAGGAGUACUUCGUACACAAGUUUCGGGCCAUGCUGGGAAAGAAUCGAGUCAUAUUUCCACAGGAGAAGGUUCUUCUGGCUGUUUCUGGUGGCGCCGCCUCUUGCUCAAUGCUCUCACAAGUUAUAGAGGGCUUGAGUCGAGAUGCUCCCAAAAAGUUACGAUUUAUGCCUGGAAUCAUUUACAUCGACGACGGCGGCGCUUGUGGGCGGAGUCAAGAGGAGCGACAGCGAUCUGUAGAUCAACUGAAGAGCAUCUUCACACACACCGGCUUCCCGUACUUUAUAGUUCCUCUGGAGCAGGUGUUCGCUCUGCCCACCUCUGUACUGGUGCCGGUCACGUCUGAUCCCGACCCGUCCAAUCCCAGCUAUAAAGUCGCUGUGGACCAGUUCAUCCGAGAGGAGCAGAAGUGGACAGAAGAGGAUUCAGCCAGUGCUGUGGCUCGGCUCACUGUAGAGGACUCGGCUUACUCUCCUGAACACAAGCUGGCGCUGGAGAGCCUGUUCUCAUCACUGAACACACUGACGGCGAAAGAGGACAUGCUACACACACUCCGACUUCACCUGAUCCUGCACGUCGCCCGAGAGAACGGCUUCUCGAAGGUCAUGAUGGGGGAAAGCUGCUCUCGGCUGGCUGUGAAACUGCUGAGUAACAUCGCUCUGGGUCGCGGAGCAGCGCUGGCUUCAGACACGGGUUUCUGUGAUCCUCGGUUCGGGGAUGUGGUGAUCGUGCGGCCCAUGAGGGAUUAUUCCUCUAAAGAGAUCGCCGCGUACUGUAGGAUGUUUCACGUGCCGUCCGUCUUUAUCCCGGGUCUGGAGACCAAGACUCCGGAUAAAGCCGGCAUCCAGCGACUCACGGAGGCUUUCGUCACCAACCUUCAGGCCGAGUUCCCCUCCACUGUCAGCACCAUCUACAGAACGAGUGAGAAGCUUCACACAGUCAAACCUUCCGGAAGUGAAGCCACUGAACCUGCGUCUAAAUGCCUUCUGUGUGUGUGCGCUCUCGACACUGAUGUGGAUAAAGCUUCGGCUUUCCACGCCACUCUGGUGUCUGAGCAGCUGUCCCAGAUCAAGCCUCAGGACGUGUCCCAUGAUGCAGUGUGCUGCUCGGAGACUGAGUGUUGUGGGACCGGCGGCUGCUCCUCAAACCGGGUUCCUGCACAUCAGGACUGGAGGACGCUGUUGUGUUACAGCUGUAGACUCACGCUCAAGGACAUGGGAUCCGUCGACGCUCUUCCCGCGUACAUCAGGACAGAGGCGGAGAAGCGGAGGAAAAGAGCUUUGAUGAAGAUGGAAAUCAGCGAGUAUCUUUUGGAGGAUGGCGACUAGCAGAUGUUUAGUUUGAAAAGUGAUAUUUAAGUAUUGCAUUGUAAUAAUUUCAUUAUUUGUCUCCAUUUGAAAGUGAAUAAAAAAAAAGUUUUAAAUAUUUAAUAGCGGCACGUUUUUUGUUGCUUGAGCACCUUUGGCUUGUUUUAUAGCAUCAGUGAACCUGUCGCCUGCCAUUUAAAUCAAUAUAAACUUUUAUAUAUUCAGUUGUUUGUACAGUAAUUUAAUAAUGAGUUCUUAAUUUAGCAAACUGCAAGGAUUUUUUACAGGCUCGUUUGAUUUCUGAAGACAAACAUGUUCGUGUCUCUUUGCAUAAGCAUACAGUGGAAGUGAUUAUUACAGACGAGCUUCGGCACACUCAUUAUUACACACGUGUGCGUUUAACACAUACAAUACAUCAUCCCACAUCACAGCUCUGGAAAUACGGAGCAGAUUCUAGUCUUAAUUACGAUUCAAGUGUUUGAUCAGAAAUUGUAAAACCAGGAACGAAACACUAAAUGGCUCUCAUCAUAAGAUACUGUGGCUUGUAAACACUUUUACUGUAGUAUCAGAACAAAAAAA